Messenger RNA from Ilyonectria robusta, 2040 nucleotides. RefSeq lists its product as uncharacterized. Gene Ontology annotation, molecular function: protein binding. The record is from RefSeq and is a predicted model, not a curated record. Gene Ontology annotation, cellular component: intracellular anatomical structure. The coding region runs from base 245 to 1978 and encodes 577 amino acids. Lineage: Eukaryota; Fungi; Ascomycota; Sordariomycetes; Hypocreales; Nectriaceae. The transcript has a single exon.
GCAGUUCUCAGAGCGACAUGGGACUGGCGGCCCAACCAAUAGAUAACUCGGGCACUGCUCGUCCGCUGUCGGAUCUGAACGUCGCCCAGUUCACAGCUCACAGAUCACAGCUCACAGCUCACUCCCCAAUUCAGCCGCGAUACAGAGCAGAGCAUGUCGACUUGUAUGGUGAUCAGGACUGGCACGCUAUUUAUUACAUCUCAAUCCUUUGUGUUUUAGCACGUCCAAGACUUGGCCCAGCUCCAUGUCUACCCCGCGGGCUCACGCCGUCACGCUUCCCGCCGCCGUCGACUACUACGACUUGGGUACCUUUUGUCGCCACAUCACGACCCAGAGUCAAGAUGCGCAGGUUUGGUUCGCAAGAGGCCUCGUCUGGGCGUAUUCCUUCAACCACGGCGAAUCGGUCCGGUGCUUCGAGCAGGUGAUUGUCCAUGAUCCUUCGUGUGCGAUGGGCUACUGGGGCGUGGCCUUUGCGUCGGGGCCCAACUACAACAAGAAAUGGACUGCCUUUGACGACGUAGAACUCAAAGCCUCCAUUACCAAGUGCCAUCAUAUGGUCAUGUUAGCAAAGCAGCACGCUGCCUCAGCAUUGCCGGUGGAACGGGCGCUCAUCAACGCCCUCGAGUAUCGGUUCCCGUUCAGCUCUGUGCCAGAGGACUUUUCACCUUCGGUCUUGGAAUUCGCCAAUGAAAUGAGAAAGGCGUAUAGGGAAUUCGGAGAUAAGGACUUGGACGUUGUGGCACUCACUGCCGACGCGUUGAUGAAUACCAACCCGUGGAAUUUGUUUGAAAAGAAGACGAGGAAACCCAACCUAUCGACUCCCAUCUUGGAGAUCAAGGACAUGCUCGAGCGUGCCUUGAGGCUUCCGGAUUCUCGCUAUCAUCCUGGAAUAUUGCACAUGUACAUCCACCUAAUGGAAAUGUCGGAUACCCCAGAAGUCGCUCUCAUGCCCGCCAACUACCUGCGCAACCUCGUACCAGAUUCGGGCCACAUGUGUCAUAUGCCUAGCCAUAUCGAUGUGCUCGUGGGGGACUACCGCCGGGCCAUUGAUACGAAUAUGAAGGCUACUAUCGCAGACGACAAGUUCUUUGCCAAGAGGGGGGGACGUAGCUUUUACAGCUUCUACCGGUUGCACAACUACCACUCUCUCAUCUACGCCGCCAUGCUCGCCGGCCAGUCCCGUGUGGCACUCGAGGCGGUUGACAGAAUGGAGGCAACUAUUACAGAGGACCUACUGCUCAUGGACUCCCCCCCGAUGGCAAAUUGGAUGGAGGUCUUCAAAUCCGUCCGAACCCACGUCCUGAUCCGCUUCGGCAUGUGGGAUGAGCUCAAGACACAGCCCAUCCCCGAAAACAAACAACUCUACUGCGUCACCCUCGCCAUGACGCACUACGGAAGAGGGAUUGCAUGGGCUGCGACCGGAAACGUCGGCGAGGCAGACAAGGAACGGGACCUCUUCCGCGUCGCCGCGAAACGAGUGCCUCGGUCGCGGCUGAGCUUCCCAAACAGAGUGGUGGACGUACUCAAAGUGGCCGUCGCGAUGCUGGACGGCGAGAUUGAGUACAGGAGAGGGAACUACGGCGUCGCCUUUGAGAGUCUCCGACUCGCGGUUGCGCGCGACGACGCGCUUGUAUAUGGCGAGCCCUGGGGCUGGAUGCUCCCAACUCGCCAUCCGUACGCCGCACUCCUCCUUGAGCAGGGCCGCGUCGAAGAGGCCUCGGUUGUAUAUGCGGAGGACUUGGGGCUGAAGAAGUCGCUUAAUCGAGCGCAUCAGAACCCGAACAAUAUCUGGGCGCUGCAUGGCUACUAUGAGUGUCUGGUACGUCUUGGACGCACCGCGGAGGCGGGGAUUGUGAGGAAGUUGUUGAGGACAGCUGCAGCCGGUGCGGAUGUGGCAGUGAAUUCGUCUUGCUUCUGCAGGCUCGAGACUAGCAAACUCCCAGAAACGGAAAAGAAGUGCUGUAAUGGCCGAGAGUAGUCACCUACAAAUACGAUCAUCUUAACCUUUCAUAUCAUUCAGGUUCCACUUUGGAUGCCUGC